Molecule: messenger RNA, 2517 nt
Organism: Marmota monax (woodchuck)
Lineage: Eukaryota; Metazoa; Chordata; Mammalia; Rodentia; Sciuridae
Gene: Calb1
Product: calbindin 1
Exons: 11
Coding region: 184-969 (261 amino acids)
Biological process (GO): regulation of presynaptic cytosolic calcium ion concentration; regulation of long-term synaptic potentiation
Cellular component (GO): synapse; dendritic spine; nucleus
Molecular function (GO): calcium ion binding
Source: RefSeq, a predicted model, not a curated record
ACUGGGUGCUGGGUGCGGAGAGAGAACUCCGGAGGAACGCCUGAGCUGAGCAGCACCGAGGACAGCGCCCGGCAGCGCCCGCUCCCAAGUCCUGCUCCCCAGCCCUGACGGGCACCUCGAGGUUCUUGCUCGCCCCACUCUCGCACGGACACUCACACGCACCGACACCUACCCCUCUGUACAAUGGCAGAAUCCCACCUGCAAUCAUCCCUGAUCACAGCCUCACAGUUUUUCGAGAUCUGGCUUCAUUUCGACACUGACGGAAGUGGUUACCUGGAAGGAACUGAGCUGCAGAACUUGAUCCAGGAGCUCCAGCAGGCGCGGAAGAAGGCUGGAUUGGAGUUAUCGCCUGAGAUGAAAACUUUUGUGGAUCAGUAUGCGCAAAGAGAUGAUGGAAAAAUAGGAAUUGUAGAGUUGGCUCAUGUAUUACCCACAGAAGAAAAUUUCCUGCUACUCUUCCGAUGCCAGCAGCUGAAGUCCUGCGAGGAAUUCAUGAAGACAUGGAGAAAAUAUGAUACUGAUCACAGUGGCUUCAUAGAAACCGAGGAGCUUAAGAACUUUCUAAAGGACCUGCUAGAAAAAGCAAACAAGACAGUUGACGAUACAAAACUAGCUGAGUAUACGGACCUAAUGCUGAAACUAUUUGACUCGAAUAAUGAUGGGAAGCUGGAAUUGACUGAGAUGGCCAGGUUAUUACCAGUGCAGGAGAAUUUUCUUCUUAAAUUUCAGGGAGUCAAAAUGUGUGGGAAAGAGUUCAAUAAGGCUUUUGAGUUAUAUGAUCAGGAUGGCAAUGGAUACAUAGAUGAAAAUGAACUGGAUGCUUUACUGAAAGAUCUGUGUGAGAAAAAUAAACAGGAUCUGGACAUUAAUAAUAUUCCAACAUACAAGAAAAGCAUAAUGGCUUUGUCAGAUGGAGGGAAGCUGUACCGAACAGAUCUUGCUCUUAUUCUCUCUGCUGGGGACAACUAGAGUUGGUGGCUACAACCACUUGCUAGCGAUACAUUGUAUCUAAAAAAUAACUGUGCACUAUAAAGGAGUAGGCUGUAUUUUCUUUUAUAUCUGUAAAUUUCACUGCAUAUAGAUAACUAUCCAGGAUGUGUGGCACAUUCUUUUCUGCUUGUUUCUAUACUGUUUGUAAUAUACAGUUUUUGUAAUUCUAUGAUUGAUAAGAAGAGAGCCUAUGCUUAGGUCAAUCAGUAACCCAAUUAAAAAAAUAGUCUAACAUAUCCUUGCUUUCCUAAAUACAGCUGGAUGUUAAGAUUUCCCUAAAUAUUCCACCAAGAUUAAUCUCUAAAAUUUUAGUCUCUGAUGUGUAAAUGCACAUUUGUCUCUAAAUAUGAAAUUAUACAUGGCAAGUCAAGCAUUUUUAUUUUAGACAAUCACAGGACUGUUCCACAAAAUAUUUCUAAGCUGUAUUUCCAACUGUUAAGAGGAAUGUUCUUUGACUACUAAAAUACUCACCAAAUUACAAUAAACAAUUAGUAUGUCUUUAUGAAGUUAAGAGUAUCACUAGGGAUUUAGUUUAUUAAUCAACAAAAUGUUUACUGCUUGGCUUAAGUUGAUUUGGUGGCAAGGCAAGGUAGUGCCAGAUAACACAUAAAUCUGAUUCUGUUUCCAACAAGUCUACUGUUUAAGAAUAUGACCUUAAUCCAUUUUCUAAACUAUUUUCAUGUGUUUCAGAUAUAAUUAUUCUAGUAAACUGCUCUUUAUGUCAUAUUGUGUGUAAACUGAUUAAAUUUAAUAUACUGAGUAUCUGGUGUCAGUUUGCAUACUUCCUGGAUUUCUUUCUAUGUAGAACUGUUCAUUUCCACCAAGGGUAUCUGCUGCCUCUGAAAAUAUUUUUUUCUAGCUAUAACAACUCUAUUUUUUACUACAUAAUUGAAUUUUAAUGUAAAAUUCAUAGCAUCCUGAUUAUUGAAUGUUAUAUCAUCAAUACUUUUGUGUAUUCUGUGGAUUCUAUAUUUCAUAUUGAGAUCAGCAUUCAAAAUAGUUCUAUUUCUAUCUGCAAAUAGUUUCAAAUGAGUUGAAAAUAGUAUUAAAGAGAAAUGCUAAUGUAAUCAUUUAUCUUAUCUAGUAAGGGGGGGAUUCUGAAACCUCUUUGACCCACAUAUAAGUCACAGUUUCACAUUAUUUGUAGCUAGAAUAUUCUAUACUGGUUAUAGUUGACAUGCAAUGGUUGGUGAUUUCAGAUUCUAUGAUUGUGAAGCCAGGAGUGAUAAGAGAAGUGUCUGAGGGGAGUUUAUAAAGUUACUGCCAAAGAAUUAAUGAUGGUACUGGGUCAGCUUCAAUGUUCCCUUUCAACAUUUACUUUUUCAAUUCAUAAAAAUAACAACAACAAAAAAGUAUGAGUAAUCUCUUUCCCUCAAGACUGAACAGAAGAGAUCCGCCAAAAAAAUAAAAUUUAUCCAAUGAUGUAAGUGAGUGAUAGAUUGGCUUUGCGUGUAGUGAGUAAAUGGAAACACUGACAUUAGACUGAAUUUAACUACUAAGAAUAAAUAAAGAUAAAAAUGACCUUAA